AUGGAUUCUUUCGAUAGUUCAGCUUUCGAUCCCGACGACGACUUAUUUGCCAACUUUAGCAGUGUGUGCUUGAAAAAUAACGCCCACCUCUGGUCCAAGCGCUGUUCCUGGAAUAUCGAACACGAUGCCGGCGAACACAUAACAACUCUGCCUAUUAACUUGAGGGCAGUGCAAACAAUGCCCCGGAAAUCGCGCGUGUCCAUUGUUGCCCCGGUCGACCUCCAAGCUUCCAGAGCCCCUGCGGAGCCGAUGCCUCCCUUUGAAUUCCCGGAUUAUCAGAAUCCUAAACUGGUAGACCAGCGGCACUUGUCGAGCUGCUCUUUCCCACCAACACCUCCAAGUGUUACUGAAAUGCCACUACCACCGCCUCGACUGCAGACUCUCAGGCGGAUCAGCGAGGUCAGCUUGCAACCACUGUUCGACGAUGUCAGCCCUUCAGAUGCUUCACUUACAGAACUAAACACUCUAUGGAUACCAAAGAAGCUUGAUUCGCCAGAUAGCGAGUUGUUCAGUUUUGAAAAACCCGAGCCCUUGGUCCAAGAGGUCGAGCAUCAAGAACCCAUCCAACCACUUCAAACAUAUGAAACUAAAAAACUUAUUCCCGAAUUUCAGCCAAUGCGCCCGCUCGACAGCAAUCGUUGCUCGCCUGGACUGAAACUGAAAUCUUAUGCCACCUCAAAAAAGGCAACCCACCGCAUGUCGGUCCGAAUGAGAGUGAGACCAACUGGUAACGCAUUUGGAGCUCCAUUAUUGAAUAAUAUCACCGAAACAUUUGAUUUUGAUAACCAAUGGCUUAGCAGCAUCUCACCACUUGGGGCACCGCCGCCCUCGUGCCUCAAGCACAUGCAACGGCCUAUCAAAACAUCCAGGACCAGUACUAACCAUACUCCCUUUGUAAAAGUACGAGUGAGCGACAAGCAAAUCGUCGUUUGCUCACCUUAA
This is a messenger RNA of Wickerhamiella sorbophila, 942 nucleotides long. RefSeq lists its product as hypothetical. The coding region runs from base 1 to 942 and encodes 313 amino acids. The transcript has a single exon. Lineage: Eukaryota; Fungi; Ascomycota; Dipodascomycetes; Dipodascales; Trichomonascaceae. The record is from RefSeq and is a predicted model, not a curated record.